Ixodes scapularis (black-legged tick) is the source of this 3484-nucleotide messenger RNA. RefSeq names its product SH3 domain-binding protein 5-like. The transcript is spliced from 11 exons. Gene Ontology annotation, molecular function: protein kinase inhibitor activity. The record is from RefSeq and is a predicted model, not a curated record. Gene Ontology annotation, biological process: intracellular signal transduction; negative regulation of protein tyrosine kinase activity. NCBI's taxonomy places the organism in Eukaryota, Metazoa, Arthropoda, Arachnida, Ixodida, Ixodidae. The coding region runs from base 365 to 1969 and encodes 534 amino acids. Gene Ontology annotation, cellular component: cytoplasm.
ACUGCUAAACAAUCUGCGAACUUCGCGAUUGCGCCGAUCGGGUUACGCUUCGAAACGAAACACAAAAAAUGGGGUUAAUUUUUAUUAGAAACUAGGGAUUAAAAAAUAAGGUUGCUUGAAAUUCUAAACCAGGACAGCACUAAACUUAAAAAAAGAGUGUAAAGAAAACAAUUUAAAACAAAACAUACAGCUCGCCAUUUUUAAAGGCACUGACGGGAGCCUGAUGAGGUGGUCGAGUUCGCCGGCAGAAUGGACGAUCAACGUUGACAUGGUUUUUGAAAUAAUACGGUUGCAGUCAUUCAUUAUUCGUGAAUGAAUCGUGCCUGGAAAUCGCGUUCAGGUGGUGACCAAGUCAACAAACAAAAUGUCUACGGCGUUUUGCGAAGAUGGGUCGGCGUUGGACAGCAACGGGUUCGAAGAUUGUGAAUCCCUGGAUCAACGCGUUCAGUUUGAGCUGGAGCGUCUGAACACGGCCACCGAUCUCAUAAACAAGCUGGAAAUUGAACUGGAUGAGGCACGGUCCAACUUUCGCCUGCUCCUCUCCGAGUCUUCCCAGAAGAUCAACCAGCUUGCCAAGAAGCUGGGUAGCCAUGUGGAGAAGGCCAGGCCAUACUACGAGGCGCGCAUGAGGGUAAAGGAGUUGGAAGAGGCGGCACGCAAGGCGUCGUUGCGGCACGAGCGGGCCAGCCUGGCUCACGGGACGGCCAGGCAGAUGGUGGCUCUGGCCGAGGAAGGUUUGCGCCACCGGGGCACGUCUUCCCUAGACCCAGUCUUUCAGGAGAUGCUCAACCAGGCCACCAUCAGGGUGAACGAGGCGGAGCGUGAGCGUGUGCAGAGCGGCCUUGAGCAGGGCCGGCUUUGGCAUGCCUGCCGGGGACAGCAGCAGGCUGUGCUCGACCUCCACCUAGCACUCAAGAAGUCCAUCGUCAAGGCAAGUUUAUCGGCACGCACAAGUAUGCUGCAGCUUAACAAUUUAGCAAACCAGCAUGAGCUUCAGUUGCUACCAUACUUUGAAAUGAAGGCACGGCUCAAUGAAGCACUUGAGGAGCAAAAGAAGCGGGUGUUCCAGAUGGAAGAGGAUGUGAUGCGCGUCAAGUUCUCCUAUACGGAGGCCCUGCACAACCUGGAGGAGAUCAGUGACCAGAUGCACCAGAGUCGGCUGAUGGGAAGCAGCAGCGGGAGCAGUGAGCUCAGCGGAGGGGAGCUCAGCAGCAACAGCGAGGCCGGUGGCAGCCACACUGGCUGCACCGUUGGUCCACAUCGUCUAGUCAAGUCCUCCAGUCUCUCCAGCUCUGAGAUGCUGAAAAUUUAUGAGGACAUCUGCAAUGAUGAGAUGUACCGGAAACUUCCCGAACCUCAACGGGUCAUUCCAAGGCGGCCCCCGGGGAUCCGGAGAGCGUUCUCAGAGGAGGAACGUGGAACAGCAGCUUUAUACCACCGCACCACGGAACCACUUCGGGGCCUGGUCUCCUCGUUGGUGGACCGGGUUUUCACUGCAAGGCAGGCCAAGGUUCCAGAACCGAAAGCAUCCUCAACUCCUCUCGCAAAUGACCGGGUGACCGCAGUGUCUGCAGUGCCUCCUCUGAAGCAGCUUGUAGCCAACGUCGUGGACCGCAUGUUUCCAGAAGCUUCGAGCGACCACGACCCUUCUCGCGACAAACAUCCCCAAACGGACGAGUCUGCCUUACCCUCAGCAUCGAGUGUUCCACUGGCGACACUGGAAGAUCUCUCCCCAAUGGUGAUGCUGGACAUUGAGUCAUCCUUGGCAAGAGCUACUCAGGGCCUGUGCCUGGACAUGAUCACUCCACGGCUGCAGCCCGUCGAAGAGGGCUCGGACACAGACAGUCUCCUGAGUACAGGGACCGGAGGCACGCUAGACGACCGGCAGAUCGACUGUCUGCUUCUAGACCGUGUCCUUGAGGGCGACUACCAAGACGUUCUCAACUCCUUUAAAGAGUCCAACUUGUAGAAGCCCGCUCCCAGGAAACUAUGUUUGCUUGUGCACAAAGCCUAUGCAUGUGUUAGACCAAAUGCAGCUAAGAUUGAGUUGUGUGGUAAGAGAGGAUGGCAGUUGCAGUUGUACCAUGAUAAGUGUAACCUCUAUAGUAAGUGAUGGGUUAUGAACCCAGUAAGUGCUCCGCCUAAAGUGCGAGCUCUCUGCCUUUGACAAUACUUCAUUGUACGCUCAGGCAAAGCCCGGUGGAAAGCAAUGAGCAUAUGAUGGAGGCAGAGCUUCUACUGUUUCCUUAACCUGUUACCAACUAUAGUAGCUUCUCAGCCCCUUUAAAGGAGCGGUGCAACGAUAUUCAAUUGGAAUGUUUUUCACUUUACACAAGCUUACUGGCACUAUUGGGACUCAAGGAUGCUCGCACGCAACGCCACUGGCCAAGAAACUCCUUUGUUGCGGUGUAAUUUCAAGGACAAAAGCGAUCAUUUUCAUUCAAUCUCUCCUUUGCAAAAUUUGAUGACGUAACGUGGGGAUUGCAGUACACCCCAAUGAUGAUAUUUGAAUGCGGUUCAUAGAUUGGACCCGAGAAUUGCGUGAGCACUCGAUUUGGGCUCGUGAUAAUUACUAGCUCGAGAAGCAUUCGGGUCGUGGCCCGUGUCCAAUCGCUGCAACGACGACUGUAGCCAAGCCAUAACAAUGUCGGGAACUCAGCGCGUGUCCUGUACUUUGCCAACCCCAGCACGUGGCUAUGAUCAACAUUGGUGGCAUAUAAUCGGCUCCAGAUCACGUGGCCGCUUGUUCUGGCUGAGAGUUGAGGGGUUGAACGCUGCUCGGUUUUCUUUAAUUUUUUUUCUGGGACUUCAAUUGCGGGGUGAAAAACGAAUUCGUGUUUCAUAGGUCGUUAACGUAAGGGAUCCAUUCUGAGCGGUAUUUGCGCAAAGUACAAAAAUUGUUGCACUGCCCCUUUAAGCAGUUGAUUGGAUUGUAUGAAAUAUUAUUGUUUCGAUUUCCUGACAAAUGUUUUCCUAAUGAUGUAAUAUUUAUAUGUUUUGGGAAAAUGGGACUAUAGUCUUGCUGGAGAUAUUGUGAGACAGCAAAGUGAGACAUGAUGCAUAGGUUUUGGUAAUACUUUAUAAAAGGUAGGUCUAGUCAGAAACCUGAUAUUUUAUUUUCAAUUGAAUAUUCCUUUCAGACCGGAUUGAAACUUCCACAAAGUACCUUAUUCCUCGCAAGUUUAGCUUGCUCAUACUCUUUUUGUUUCAACACUUUUCCAGGUACUUUCCUGUUCAUUUGUUGGUUGAAAGCAUAUUCAUAUCUGCUUAACAUUUCUACACAAUCAAUUACAUCAAUGAUUUUAACAACUGCUUCCUGAAUAGUUCAAACUCUAAUUGGUUUGCAAGAUUUUUUGUGAGACUCAUUUAGGGCAAAUGCAAUUUAUGGCAAGUCUUCGGCCAAAUCAGAAUAUGUAAUUAAAAGUAUGCUACAUUCUACGAUGAAAAGAAUAAAAGAUGUGCUAUAUAGUAUUCAAAAUUUACA